AGUCUCAGCAGUGGCGGCGGCGGCGGCGGCGGCGGCGGGAGCGGCGGGAGCGAUACAGUAGUAGCACCGACCGUCGGUUUUCCUGCGACCACAGCGGCGGCGGUGGCGGCGGUCGUCGCGAGGGGGCGCUGUGUGUGCUGGUGUACCCUCCUCCACACCGCGGUGUCGUCCUCAAGUCGUCAGUCAGUCGUACUCCGCCAGCGGAGCGGGAGGGAGCAGAGGAGCGCUGGACUAGCAUAGCAUCGGCUCGACAUCGAUCAGCGAUCAGAGAGUCGUGUUGAACCAACAUAACCCCUGCUCGACAUAGCGGAUCUGUUCGACAACGCAUCGAAUCGUUUUGAACCAGCACGGCUGGACAUAGCGCAUCGGUUCGACAUAGCCCCGGUUCGACAUAGCCCCGGUUCGAGCGGCCCCGGUUCGAACGGCCUCAGUUGAAACCCAACCAGUUGUGCCAGUGGAGUGUGGUGUGCUGUUUGCAUGUGGAGCUCAUAGCGGGUCGGUCGGUCAGUGCGCGGUUUGGUGCCGAAUACCGAACGGUUCCCGGUGAGACUUCCUGGUGCCACUGGUGCCGCUGGUGGUUGGUGAGGAGGAUUGGUGAACUCUGGAGUUAUGAAGGUGUUGCUGGUGUCAGUGCUGCUCACGCAGUUGUUGGUGAUCACAUCGGAACCAAUUUCAACGCUGCUGUUUCCCGAUGACCCGGAGUUUCCGGCCUACAAGGAGCACCUCACCACCACUACCCGACGGCCGGUGAGGGUGCACAAUGGUCGACAACAGAAAAAGAACAGAAUCAACGGUAUAUCUCAGACGGCUCGGUCGUCACGUUUUCGCCCCGAUCCAAACGCCAAGAAGCAGCUCACAGACGUCACCUCGUACCGGCAGGCGCGACGGCAGUUCCGGUAUGACCGGCGGGAUCCGCAGAGUUUCGACGACACCUCACUGGUGGGGGUGCUCCCCCCUAGAAGGGGAGGCUCGUCCCGUGCCCCUCCCCCUCCCCGGCCCUCCCUGACAGUGACCAGGGGAGGCAUGCCGGUGGUCGAGAUGGGACCCGAUGUGACCCGACAUUGCCCCAGUCCCACCGGGAGGUUUCCGAUAAUGCGUCACUGCGACAAGUAUCUGGAGUGUGUGUUCAGCUCGGGUUACCUCCGCUCGUGUGCGCCGGGCACCCAGUUCGACUCGGUAUCCGCCCAGUGCACCUUCCCUUAUAAGGCGAGGUGUGCCGACGACUUUGAGCUCUAUGAUGGUCCCGACGACCUGGCGGCCGCGGCCUCCACCCUGCCCCCUCUCACCCCGUCCGUAAUGGAGACACCCACGGCGCAGCUGCGAGCGGACGGCUCCGUGUCCACAGAGUGUCCCCGGCCGGCCGGCAUGUUCGCUAUACCCAACAG
Molecule: messenger RNA, 1385 nt
Organism: Amphibalanus amphitrite
Lineage: Eukaryota; Metazoa; Arthropoda; Thecostraca; Balanomorpha; Balanidae
Exons: 6
Cellular component (GO): extracellular region
Molecular function (GO): chitin binding
Source: RefSeq, a predicted model, not a curated record